AUGUUCUUUUCCAGCAUCAUAACCCUAACCACAGUUCUUGGCUUGGUAUAUCUGGUGGCCAGCCGAUUGAGGGAAUGGCAUCGGCUUCGUCACAUCCCGGGCCCCUUCUGGGCUCGCUUUACACACCUGUGGAUCAUCCGGCAUGUACUCAAAGGCCAGUAUAUCGACCAAACCAUUGAGCUACACGCGCGGUACGGCCCGGUCAUCGUCAUAGCGCCCGACUUUGUAUCUCUUAGCGACCCCGAAGAGAUCAAACAGCUUGGUAAAGUUCGCUCCUCUUGGGGCAGAGGAAGAAGCUACAUCGGGUUCCGGCUGUGCCCUGGAACGGCGGGCGACUUCGUCGUAAGCAUGCGCGACGAGAAGGCGCACGCUCGCAUGCGCGCGAAGCUCAUGCCCGGGUAUGCUGGCAAAACAAUUGAGGGCGUGGAGAAGAUGAUCGAUAAACACGUGUCGCAACUUGUCAGCAUCAUCGAGUCCAGAUAUAUCUCAGAACCGGGUACUAGCUAUCGUCCUGUCGAUUUCUCGCGCCUAGCGCAGUACUUGGCCAUAGAUAUUAUCACCUCAUUUGCCUUCCAGGAGUCAUUCUCAUGCCUCGAGCGGGACGACGAUUUCCACGGUUAUAUAACUUCAGUGAGCAAGGCAUUUGCUCCUCUCAUAUCGCUAUCUUUUCUCCCACUUUACCAGACUUUGAUGGACACUCCAGCCUUCAACAUGCUGUUUCCGGACGGCGGUUUCUUCCCCCGCGUCUUGGAGGUGGCUCGGCGUCAAGUAGGGAAAAGAUACGGCAAGCAAGCCCACGAAUUGAAAGAUCAAAACGAUGUUCUCAGUACAUGGGUUGCUUCCGGGAUGAGCGAAGAGGAGCUUGUGAAUGAAACUGUUGCCCAAUUAGGGGCUGGAGGCGAAACAACCGGCACCGGAGUCCGCGCGGUGAUGCUUUACAUGAUGACAUCGCCGCGUUCAUAUCAGGCUCUACAGCGAGAAAUCGACGACGCACUACAGACCGGCACUGUCACCUCAUGCCCGCCGUCCGAGGAUGAGGCUGCCAAACUACCAUAUCUGCAAGCAGUUUUGAAGGAGAGCCUUAGGUUACUGGUGCCUGCAGGGUUCGUGCCGAGGUGUAGCCCCAAUGAUGAAACCCUGUGCGGCUACAAGAUUCCAGCUGGAGUGAGUGUUGACUUGGCAUACAAGCCUGCUCUUCGCACCAAGGAAAUAUUUGGCGAAGACGCUGAUUUCUUCCGCCCAGAGCGCUGGCUCGAAGCUGGUGAGACCGAACGCACGCAGAUGGAUGAGACAUAUCGAUUCGUGUUUGGUGGCCCAAGCCGAUGGGAGUGCCUCGGCAAAGGUGUGGCGUUGAUGCAAAUGCACAAGGUGGUUUUCGAAUUAUUCCGUCUGUUCAACUUCACGCUCGUGAACCCAGCCACUCCAUGGAAGGCUGCCAACACCCGAGUUUGGACAGUAAAUGAUUUCUUUGUACAGAUCACCAAGAGAGACUUGGCGGAAUCGACUUGA
Molecule: messenger RNA, 1509 nt
Organism: Neoarthrinium moseri
Lineage: Eukaryota; Fungi; Ascomycota; Sordariomycetes; Amphisphaeriales; Apiosporaceae
Exons: 3
Coding region: 1-1509 (502 amino acids)
Molecular function (GO): iron ion binding; oxidoreductase activity, acting on paired donors, with incorporation or reduction of molecular oxygen; heme binding
Source: RefSeq, a predicted model, not a curated record